Molecule: messenger RNA, 731 nt
Organism: Chrysoperla carnea
Lineage: Eukaryota; Metazoa; Arthropoda; Insecta; Neuroptera; Chrysopidae
Gene: Ccdc58
Product: protein MIX23
Exons: 3
Coding region: 117-578 (153 amino acids)
Cellular component (GO): mitochondrial intermembrane space; mitochondrion
Source: RefSeq, a predicted model, not a curated record
AUGAGGAUGCAAAAGGAUAGGUAUAUAUUUAGAAGAGAAGAGUGUAGGAGGAACUAGAUAGAAAGUUUAAAAUUAAAUAAAUUUUUAAUAAAGUUUCUCAAAAGAAUUGAUUAAGAAUGCCGGACAAGAAUAUUAUAUGUCCAGAUUUUAUGAAAUUUCAAGACACACUCAAGAAAUUACGUGAAAUUGAUGAUAAAAUCAUUUAUGCAUUAAAUACAAUUAUUCCAACGGAAUCGUUUAGGGCUCAAGUGGAUCCAACCACCAAAUGUCAACAGUUUCAUCAAGAAUUAGAAAAUGGACGAAUUAAUAGACAAAAUUUAAUACAGAAUUGUAUGCAAUAUACAGCGGAGCAAGUUAAACGAUUUAGGGAUGAAAAAAAGGCUGAUGAAAAUAAUAUUAUUGUUAAUAAAAAACUACGCGCUGAACAAACUAAGUUACGUUUAUUAGAACAAGAAAUCAAUGUUGAAGAAGUAGUUGGUCAACGAUCCAAGAAAGUGUUCCAUGAACGGUGCAGGUCAUACUACACACCUGUAGGUACUGAUACAGAUACAGUGAAUCCUAGUGAUUUAAAGUUUUAACAAGAUAGAUACCUGGUGACCUGCUGCUCCACCACUCACUCAUGGUUGGAUUGAUAUUGAUGUAGUGUUUUUUUUUUAUAAAAUGUUUAGCUAAGUUGUUAUAAAUCGUAUAUUUGUACAUAUUUUUAUGGAAAAAUAUAAACGUUUUUCAUC